GGCGCUAAAAGGGUCUGUCAAUCACUGGCUCUGGAUGGCCUGGUCGUCAUUGGCGGGGACGAUAGCAAUACUAACGCUGCUGUGCUCGCGGAAUACUUUGCUGCGAAUGGUUGCUCGACUCGUGUGAUCGGAGCUCCAAAGACGAUCGACGGCGACCUGAAGAAUGAUUACAUUCCUGUCUCUUUCGGAUUUGACACGGUGAGCUCUGUUCCCCGGCGAAGUGCCUCCCACAUCGCACUGGAGUGCGCCCUACAGACCCGUCCAAAUGCUACGCUGAUCUCUGAGGAAGUUGAGGCGGAACACCUCUCUCUGUCCCAAGUGACGCAUUCGCUCGUCAGAAUGAUCCUGGAGCGAGCCAAGCAAGGCAAACAUUACGGCGUGAUCCUUCUUCCUGAGGGUAUUAUUGAGUUCAUCCCUGAGUUCCAAACUCUAAUGCACGAGCUCAAUGAUCUGAUGGCUGCAGGCGUGGCUAAUACUGAAGAGGCGGUCAUGCGGGAACUUUCGUUCAACAAUCGGGCGGUCUUUUCAUAUCUUCCAGCCAACAUCAAGGAGCAGCUUCUUUUGGAUCGAGACCCACACGGUAACGUUCAGGUUGCAAAAAUUGAGACGGAAAAGCUACUGGCAGGGACAAUUGCGCUGGAGCUGGAAAAGAUCCGCAAGUAUGGACAAUAUGCAGGCGUCUUCAAUCCCCAGUUUCAUUCUUUUGGGUAUGAAGGCCGCGCAGGACUACCCAGUGGUUUCGACUCAAACUACUGCUACUCUUUGGGCUUGACAGCGGGGCACCUCAUAGGCAACGGGCUUACCUCGCUGAUGGUCUCCAUCACCGGUGUGUGUGGCCCCGUGGAAGAUUGGAAGUGCGGCGGGGUGCCUCUGACCAUGAUGAUGAACAUGGAGAAGCGCCAUGGGAAAUUCAAGCCUGUGAUCCGCAAGGCUCUUGUUCAGCUCGAGGGAAAGCCCUUUAAAAUUUUGAAAAAGCGCCGGGAUAAAUGGGCCGUGGAGGACUGCUACCGCGCCCCUGGCCCCAUCCAAUUCGACGGCCCUUGCUCUCAGGAUGUGAACCUGACGCUGCAGUACGAGUUCCUGCCCGAGGAGGAAGUCGUGGACGCCCCCGACGUGCCCCGGUCCAUGACGCAAAUGGAAGGCUACCUGUUCUCUCCCACGCCCCGGGCGUGCCUGAGCAGCGUCCAGCUCCAUCGUCUCGAGUAUAAAAACCGGGUGCCACAGGCUUUGAAAGGACGCACCACCCUGAACGUGCAGGUGGUGGAGGGAGAGGCCACCCAGUGCCUGUACGGGAAGGACCGGGCCCUGAUGCGCCGCGAAUUCCCGCGAUCCUACGGCUUGCCCAUGGUGCAUCUCCAUGCAGAUCCCAAGGAGGGCUCACAGCAGCGGCAGGUCAAUGCGCACAAAUUCUCCGUCUCUUCCAACGGCACCUGUGCGGCCGAGGAGGAAGAGAUCCCGCGGCAGGGUACCACCAACCCGUUCCUCCUCUCCGACCUCAGGACCGAGCUCGCCGUCUCCGAGGUGGACGGCAUGCGGUCCCUGUUGGACAGGGAGGAACCCCAUGCCUCUAAACGAGCGGCGACCACCCAUCGAGCCGCGGGGGAGCGGCCCAUCACUGUCGGCGUGGUAUUUUGCGGCCGACAAGCCCCUGGGGGGCACAACGUCAUCGCAGGCCUCCACGACUACCUGGCCGCCUCCAACUCCACCCUCUUGGGCUUCGUCGGUGGCAUCGAUGGUAUCUACAAACAGCAGACUGUGCAAGUGACCUCGGAGCUCUUGUCGACUUACCGGAACCAGGGGGGCCUGGACCUGCUCGGCCGCUCGCACGAGAAAUUCCCCGACACGGUCGCGAUGAUGGAGGGCUUCAAGGAUGCCUGCGUCAGGCUUCGGCUCGACGGACUCGUAUUUGUGGGCGGGUGCAGGACGGCCACGGGCGUGGCCUAUCUGAGCGAAUACCUGAUGGCGGAGGGGGUCCCGACCGCCUGCACCGUGGUCCCUGCGGGCAUCGACGGGACCUUGACCAACCAGUUCGUGGAAACCACCCUGGGCUUCCACACGGCAUGUAAAGUCUACUCGGAGCUGGUGGGGAACACCGCCAUCGACGGGGCCUCGGCCAAGAAAUACUGGAUGUUCCUGCGCCUGAUGGGCUCGAACGUGAGCAACAUCGCCUUGGAAGUCGCCCUCCGCUCCGCCCCCAACCUGAUAUUGUUGGCGGAGGACGUGGACGCUUCCCGCAAGUCCUUGCAGGAGGUGGUUCGGGAGGUGGCGGACUUGGUCUCUGCCCGCGCGGCCCGCAACCGGCACUACGGGACCGUUCUGGUGCCCGAGGGCCUGGUGCUCUCCAUCCCCGAAAUCGCCGUCCUCCUCCAAGAAAUCGACGUCGCCUUCCGGGAAAGCGAGGAGGAACUGACCUCGGUGGAGGCGGUAGUCUCGCGCUUGACCACUUGGUCGGCCGCGCUUCUCCGGUCCAUGCCUCCAUAUAUCCAAGUACAGAUGACUAAAGCGCGAUCCUCCAGCAAAGGUGUCCAGCUCUCCGCGAUCGAGACGGAACGUCUCCUCUGUCAUUUUGUGGAGACGGAGUUGAACCGACGCAAGGCGUUGGGCCAGUACAAGGGAAGUUUUACCCCGGUCUGCUCCUUUCUUGGUUACCAAGCCCGUGGUUCCCUCCCCUCGAACUUUGAUUGCAACUUGGGGUACUCCAUGGGGGGAGCCGCGGCCGUGCUUGUGCACACGGGUCGGACCGGUUACCUUGCCACCAUCACGGGGCUCAAGGGCGUGGAGGAAGAAGAUUGGAAAGUGGCAGGCGUGCCUCUGACGGCCAUGCUCGCGUACGACGAGCUGGAACAGCACCGUCUCGCCUACAACGGUCAACUCCGCCCCCGGGUGCCCGCCAAAAAAGUGGAUUUGCGUGGAGCGGCGUACAAGUUUUUGAUGGGGAAACGCCAGCUGUGGGGUAUGCACGACAUGUACGAGAACUCGGGGCCUCUUCAGUUUCAUGGACUCACGGCCGAUGACCGCCCCGCCACUGUGGUGGAGGAAGACCGGGACUACUUGGAGGAACUCGAGGUUCUCCACGCGGCCCUGCGGCAAGUCCGCCGGGCCUGUCGCCCCGGGUGCUCAAGUGCGUUGCUCCAUUUGGCGACGAAGAGCAUUUUGACACUGACAGACGUGGUGUCCAUGAUGGACGAAACCGUGUGA
This is a messenger RNA of Nannochloropsis gaditana CCMP526, 3198 nucleotides long. It is a transcript of the gene PFK, whose product is annotated as pyrophosphate--fructose-6-phosphate 1-phosphotransferase. The transcript is spliced from 12 exons. The annotation marks the transcript as partial. Gene Ontology annotation, biological process: glycolytic process; response to glucose. Gene Ontology annotation, cellular component: cytosol. The record is from RefSeq and is a predicted model, not a curated record. Gene Ontology annotation, molecular function: 6-phosphofructokinase activity.